Messenger RNA from Malus domestica (apple), 558 nucleotides. Lineage: Eukaryota; Viridiplantae; Streptophyta; Magnoliopsida; Rosales; Rosaceae. The record is from RefSeq and is a predicted model, not a curated record.
AUGGAGUCCCUCUCUGUUGGUAUUAAGAUGCCCAAAUGGCGCAAAACCCUAAAAACACUGCUAGUCCUAGUACAUUGCUUCAAGAUCUUGGUGGUAGUGGCACUUAUCCAUCUAGGGUUCCUGAAACCUCCGCAACAAAUGACUCAGUCCAUGGACGAGCAGAAUCGCCAAAACCCUAAUGGUCAUAUUCUCAUGUUCGACCGUCUGUGCCGGUCGAUGGUCCCGGUUCCGAUCCACGUUUUAACAGCGUAUAUCAAGAGUCUUCCAGUAGUGGAGUUUGGUCGUGUUUUCGAAAAAUACACAAAGCAAGAAGGUCAGGUGACAGAAUGCAGUAUAUGCUUGGAGUGCAUUGAGAGAAGUCAUGAGGUGAGGGAACAGUGCAACUGUGAUCAUUUGUUUCACAGGGAGUGUUUAGAUGGUUGGGUGAAUCAAGGGCAGGUGACGUGCCCUUUGUGCAGAGCUGUGCUGUUUCCUGCCACUAGUGAAAAGACGAGCUGCGGCGGAGGUCAUGCAUGGACGGUAGACAGGGAUGCUUACUUUGAACCUUUGAUAGGUUAG